AUGCAUACGAAACUGCCUUCGCCUUUUCUUGCCCACUUCGAAUCCUUCCGCGCUUGGCGAGUGGAUAUUGAUAGACGUCUGCUUGAAUGGAAGGAUUCAGCUCCGACCCAAUCGGACGCCGGCGUGCAAUUCUCCCCCUUGUUCCUCGAGCUUAACUACUGGCAGGCAUUGAUUAUGCUGUAUCGGCAAAGCCUCGUGGUACCGACCGGGCUGCAGAGUGAACUCGGCAACACGGGUUCAGACGUCGGAAGUCCGUCCAUGAUCAAUGUUGAGGAUCGAGAGGACGAGGACUUGGUUUUUCUCAAGGUGGCUGAAGCGGGUCAGAAGGUGCUGAAGCUGUACCGGCAACUACACCGCGUCCAUUUAGUCAACUACACUUUUCUGGCCACGCACCACCUCUUCAUGGCUGGUGAGUCAAGUCCAUGCCUACAACUGCUCGCCGCUGACUUCUCCCCAGGUAUAUCCUUUCUCUAUGCGGUGUGGCACAGCGUCCAUGUACGCAGCUUACUGGUAUGUAUAGCAGGACGAAUUCGGUGCAACAUUGAUCGCUGGCCUCACAGCUGA
This is a messenger RNA of Plenodomus lingam JN3, 564 nucleotides long. NCBI's taxonomy places the organism in Eukaryota, Fungi, Ascomycota, Dothideomycetes, Pleosporales, Leptosphaeriaceae. The record is from RefSeq and is a predicted model, not a curated record.